This is a messenger RNA of Linum trigynum, 1374 nucleotides long. NCBI's taxonomy places the organism in Eukaryota, Viridiplantae, Streptophyta, Magnoliopsida, Malpighiales, Linaceae. The record is from the annotation of a GenBank genome assembly.
AUGGAAGCCGAGAUGAGAAGGCUGAGACAAGAGCUGAGGCAAACCAUGGAGAUGUACAGCUCAGCUUGCAAGGAAGCCCUCAUGGCGAAACAACAAGCCAGGGAGCUUCAUCGGUGGAGAAUGGAGGAAGAGCAGCGGCUCGAGGCGGCGAGAUUCUCCGAAGAAGCCGCACUGGCUCUCGUCGAGAAGGAGAAAGCCAAGUGCAAAGCAGCACUCGAGGCAGCCGAAGCCGCCGAGAAAGUCGCCCAAUUCGAGGCUCAGAAGAGACGCGCUGCAGAGUUGAGAGCCAUACAAGAUGCAGAGGAGAGAAAGAAAGCCGGAACAUCUCUGUCCCAAGGCGGUGCCGAUAUUCGGUACAGGAAAUACGACAUCGAAGAAAUCGAAUCCGCGACACACGACUUCGCGAACAAUUUGAAAAUCGGAGAAGGCGGGUACGGCCCUGUGUACAGAGCUCAUCUCGAUCACACCCCUGUUGCAAUCAAGGUCCUGCGGCCCGACGCAGCUCAGGGGAGGUCACAAUUCCAGCAAGAGGUGGAAGUUCUGUGCUGCAUUCGCCAUCCGAACAUGGUCCUCCUCCUCGGAGCUUGCCCCGAAUACGGCUGCUUGGUCUACGAGUACAUGGCCAACGGUAGCUUGGAAGACAGGCUAUUCAGGAGAGGCAACACCCCUCCCCUGUCUUGGCAGCUAAGGUUCCGAAUCGCGGCAGAAAUCGCAACCGGCCUGCUGUUCCUCCACCAGACCAAGCCAGAACCGCUGGUCCAUCGCGAUCUCAAGCCGGGGAACAUCCUGCUGGACCGGAACUUCGUCAGCAAGAUCAGCGACGUAGGGCUGGCGAGGCUCGUCCCUCCCUCUGUCGCCGACUCUGUGACCCAGUACCGGAUGACAUCGACCGCGGGAACGUUCUGUUACAUCGAUCCGGAGUACCAGCAGACCGGAAUGCUCGGGGUGAAGUCUGACAUCUAUUCGCUAGGCGUUAUGCUGCUCCAGAUCAUUACCGCGAAGCCUCCCAUGGGGCUAACCCACCACGUCCAGAGGGCGAUCGAUCAGGGGACGUUUGCGGAGAUGCUCGACCCGACUGUGCCGGACUGGCCCGUCGAGGAGGCGUUGAGGUUUGCCAACCUGGCGCUUCAGUGCGCCGAAUUGAGGAGGAAGGACCGGCCGGAUUUGGGGAACGUGGUGCUGCCGGAGCUCGACCGGUUGAGAACGCUUGCCGAUGAUGUGUCGCCCGCUGGAGGGUUCGGAUUUGGCGGGAGCACGGGGAGCUCGCCUUUGAACAGCCAGAGCAGCCAGGAUGUGUUCAGCGAUCUUCAAUCGGGUUACGAUAGCUCCAGAAGCCGGUCGAGUACUAUAUCUUCCUACGGUGGCAGAAGAUGA